Vicugna pacos (alpaca) is the source of this 2516-nucleotide messenger RNA. The record is from RefSeq and is a predicted model, not a curated record. NCBI's taxonomy places the organism in Eukaryota, Metazoa, Chordata, Mammalia, Artiodactyla, Camelidae.
GAAAGCCGCCGUGUUCUCGUUUUCCUGACAGCCCUUGGCUUCUGUGGUCUCCUUUUCUUCCCCAGGCCACUCCAGCAGACAUGUUUGCCAAGGCCUUUCGGGUCAAGUCCAACACGGCCAUCAAAGGGUCGGACAGGAGAAAACUUCGGGCUGAUGUAACAGCUGUUUUCCCCACUCUUGGGACGGAUCAGGUGUCUGAGUUAGUACCUGGGAAGGAAGAGCUCAACAUUGUGAAGUUGUAUGCUCACAGAGGGGAUGCAGUGGCUGUGUACGUGAGUGGUGGUAACCCCAUCCUAUUUGAACUGGAGAAAAAUCUAUACCCGACAGUGUAUACCCUGUGGUCUUACCCUGAUCUUCUACCAACAUUUACAACAUGGCCUCUGGUGCUGGAAAAACUGGUGGGGGGAGCAGAUUUGAUGUUGCCGGGACUAGUGGUGCCCCCUGCUGGUCUGCCUCAGGUGCAGAAGGGUGACCUCUGCGCCAUUGCCUUGGUGGGGAACAGAGCCCCCGUUGCCAUUGGAGUCGCCACCAUGUCCACAGCCGAGAUGCUGGCUUCAGGCCUGAAGGGCAAGGGCUUCUCUGUGCUCCACACCUAUCAGGACCACUUGUGGCGAUCUGGAGACAAGUCUUCCCCACCAUCCAUUGCUCCACUGGCCCUGGAUCCCCCAGAUCUUGGUGAAGAGAAGGGGUCUGUCCAGGCAGACGCCACCCUGCAGGGAGACAUGAGGCACCUGGCCCUGGAGGGAGAGGAGGAGGAGGAUGAAGAGGUUCAGCAGAUGUGUGGGGAGAAGUCCCAAUCAGAAGCCACAGAGGACCCCAGUGUUGGGGGCCUGAACCCAGACCCCACAGACAGCAAGACCCUUCAAGAGCAAAUGGACGAACUGUUGCAGAGAUGCUUCUUGCAUGCUUUGAAGUGCCGCGUCAAAAAGGCCGACCUGCCUUUACUCACCAGCACGCUCCUUGGCAGCCACAUGUUCUCCUGCUGCCCUGAAGGACGACAGCUGGACAUCAAGAAGUCAAGCUACAAAAAGCUCUCUAAGUUCCUGCAGCACAUGCAGCAGGAGCAGAUUAUACAGGUGAAGGAGCUGAGCAAAGGGGUGGAGAGCAUUGUGGCUGUGGACUGGAAGCACCCAAGGAUCACAUCUUUCGUCAUACCCGAGCCCUCCCCGACCUCCCAGACAAUCCAGGAGGGUAGCAGGGAACAGCCCUAUCACCCUCCAGAUAUAAAAUCCCUCUACUGUGUCCCAGCCAGCAUGACCCUGCUCUUCCAGGAGUCUGGCCACAAGAAGGGGAGCGUUCUCGAGGGCAGUGAGGUCCGAACGAUCGUCAUCAACUACGCCAAGAAAAACGACCUGGUUGAUGCAGACAACAAAAAUCUCGUGAAAUUGGAUCCCAUCCUAUGUGACUGCAUCUUAGAGAAAAAUGAGCAGCACGCAGUCGUGAAGCUUCCAUGGGACAGUCUCCUGAGCAGAUGUUUGGAAAAAUUGCAGCCUGCUUAUCAAGUGACCUUUCCAGGACAAGAGCCCAUUGUGAAGAAAGGCAAAAUUGGCCCAAUUGACAUCACCCUAGCACAGAGAGCUUCUAAUAAGAAGGUGACCGUGGUCCGGAAUUUGGAGGCCUAUGGUCUGGAUCCAUGCUCAGUGGCUGCCAUUCUCCAGCAGCGAUGCCAGGCCAGCACCACCGUCACCCCUGCCCCUGGGGCCAAGGACAGCCUGCAGGUCCAGAUCCAGGGAAACCAGGUCCACCACCUGGGCCGGCUGUUGCUCGCUUCUGUUUUGCAGAUGAGGGAACUGAGAUUCAGUGCUUUGUGCUGCAGCAUUCAACUAUUGAACGUGCAGCUGGGCUCUAAACUUCGUGACUCUGUCAGACUCCACAGCCGAGGUUCUUUCUACCAGUCCUGAGUCACCCAGCCUGCAUUUUGUCCUUGGUUCAAGCUACCUGAGUCAGCUUUCUAAAACAGGCGUGAUCACAUCACUCCUCUCUAAAAACUUUUUAUGUCUCUUCAAUGCCUUCAGAAUAAACUCUUAAGCUCAGUAAACAAGACCAUCCCAGUCCAACCCCAGUCUUCCACGCAGGCUCCCCGACAGGUCCCUGGUCCCCACGCCAGGCCUCAGCCGUGCUGGCCUCCGGGCUGUUUCCCAUGUGCACCCGCAGUUCACACAUGGGUGCUUUUCUCUGUGUCGCCCCCUCACCUCCCGUGCCCUCCCACAGCCUGACCUUAAAGGCUCCUUGGCCCAGCUCAAGGGUCACAGGAAGCCUGUCUUACAUGUCUCUCUCUCUCUCUUUUUUUUUCUGUUUCCUUAAGUUCACAUUUAAAACUGCUAACAUACCACUUUCCAGUUGUGUUUACAUUUCUGAUUACUGUCUGUAACUUGGCUAAUUGGUUCUGUUGUCUGAACUCCCUGUUAGACUGAGCAUCUUGACUCAGAGAUCUAAUUCCCUUUUUCAUCCUUUUUUCAUACCCAGGGCCUGGCACAUAGCAAAUAUUCAAUAAACAAAUUUAUUUCAUAGUCUAA